AUGAAAGCGGUACACACAGCUCCGCAGUCCGGAAACGAUCACGUAUUUUCUGGGAAUCGAUCACCCACUUACUGAGGAAUUUUAUCACAAAAAUCGGUCAAUAAACUGCAUUUGAAAUAAUCAUGGAUAACAGCAACCCAACGCCCGAUAAUGCGCUGUGGACACUUCAGGGUCGGGACCGACCAAGUCCCGCCCAGAGGUUGCACAACCUCACCUCGGCCGCCGCAUCGAACUCAUCUGCCGGUCUGCCCCUGCCCCAGAACAUCUUCACCAACCCAGCCAUCCAGCCUUCCAGCGUGAUCAACCUCAAUCACUCCACCGACGUGGUGAUCGGUCCCAUGACCCAGUACCAGGGACCGGUAUCCAUAUACUAUAUGGACUACAUGGAGGCACACGCCAUGCAAACGGCAGCAGGUGAGUCCCCGCUCCUGAAUGCAGUGGAAAAAUGUAAAUACAGUUGGCAAUCUAGAAAGUAA
Messenger RNA from Drosophila rhopaloa, 476 nucleotides. RefSeq names its product peptidoglycan-recognition protein LA-like. The record is from RefSeq and is a predicted model, not a curated record. The transcript is spliced from 2 exons. Lineage: Eukaryota; Metazoa; Arthropoda; Insecta; Diptera; Drosophilidae. Bases 123 to 476 code for a protein of 117 amino acids.